GCCAAUUGGUAAAGGGAAGUAUCUGCUUAAGGAGCGGGGUUGGCAGUGGAGGCGAGACGCCGUCUGCCACCAAUAGACAGCACCACGUCGCCUGACUUCACGCUUUCGCGCCCGACAGCAGUGACGAGGUCGGCCACACAGAGUGUAAUAACGCAAAAUUCCAUCCGACUAUGUUAUUGACAAUCGAGUCACAGAAAGCUCCGUCUCCAUCGAGUUGCUCGACAUGCCAGCCGGGGAGUGUAGCAUCUUCAUGAGUGUCACAGGUGAGAGAGACACCAAUAUCUCCUCUGUCGAAGAUGUGGUUAAGCGCGAGUGCAAGAACCGCGUCGAGAACGACAAGCUGGCGCAAAUUGGUGCCGCGUACGACUUGGCGCAUAGCAAGGGCACUGCCCAUCUCCAAGAGGUCGCCAGGCUUCGAAAGAUCAAGGAGCAGCAAAGAGCUUCCGAGUCUCGCCAGAAGGAACGCCGUAAGCUCUGGGAGAGACGUCACACCAACCGCGAAGUCACCAGGAAGCAGACCAAAAAGAACAACGAGAAGCGCGACCGCAAGCUUGCUAAGAAGGCUCAAGAAGCGAAGAUCUCGAAAGAAGCAGAGGCGAAGAAGAAGGAUGCAGAGAAGCCCAAGGACCAUGCCGUCCAGACGGACGUGACCGAGCAGGAGUCCAAGGACGUUGCUGCAGGCGACUCUAAGUCAGGUGGCACAAAUGAGUCCAAGGAAGAGCCCAAGGAACAAUCCAGGGAACAGCCCGAGGAAGAGUCUAAGGACGAAGACAAGAAGGACGCCACCGAUGAUAAGCCUGCGGACAAAUCCGCCCCUACUCCUACCCCUGCCCCCACUCCCGCGCCACCAGCGCAGGAGUCUUACGACUCAGAUGGCGAUUCAUCCGACUCCCCCAUCGAAGACUGGGAGGAGUUGUAGGGUGAUGAUGACAUGGUCAGAAAGCCACGCCUCACUCCUGCAGGACCGCCUACAAGACACGACGAGCGUUACGAAUCAGAGGAAGAGGGUCUGCCUG
Messenger RNA from Colletotrichum godetiae, 1016 nucleotides. RefSeq lists its product as uncharacterized. The transcript has a single exon. NCBI's taxonomy places the organism in Eukaryota, Fungi, Ascomycota, Sordariomycetes, Glomerellales, Glomerellaceae. The coding region runs from base 224 to 919 and encodes 231 amino acids. The record is from RefSeq and is a predicted model, not a curated record.